CAGAGACACCAGGGGGAGACAUUCCAUCGUGUUCACUACCCUUUGCUCGGGAGUGACGGUCUAUAGCGGUCGCUAGGAAAAAGAACGAAGAAGAAAACGUCACAGCCCUUCGCUGAAGAGGAUUUUAGAAACUCUGGUGAGAUGUCUCAGAUAAAUAGUCUUCCUGAUGGAAAUGCUUACAAGGUUCCCGGCCAGUACAUCUACGAGGGUAUUGUGAUGGGGCAGUACACGCCACGUCAUCAUCUAGACAAUGUCAAGGCCAUGGAAAUUGUUCCUGAUGACGUCAUUGUCUCUGCCUAUCCAAAAUCAGGCACAACAAUGCUCUGCGAAAUCGUCUGGCUGAUUCUCCAUGACGCUAACGUGGCAGAGGCGAACAAGUGCCAAGCACGGGAACGCAUCCCGUUCAUAGAGUACGUCUUUUCAGAUAACGAUGACGGCCUCGUGAACGCAAGAAAUACGCCAAGACCGCGCUUACUCAAAACUCAUCUACAGCGCCGUCUGCUUCCGCUUGCUGUAAAACCAAUGAACAUCAAACAAAUAUCCAUCCUACGAAAUCCAAAGGAUGUUCUGGUCUCCAAUUACUAUUUUUACAAAAGCACUGUGACGUUUGGUAGAUUUACUGGAGAUUGGGACGAGUUCUUUGAGAUGUUUAUGGCGGAUAACAUCUACUGGGGCAAUGUUUUGGAUCAUGUUUUGGAAUGGUGGGAAAGCAGACAAUUGCCGAACGUGAUGGUGCUUUUUUACGAAGACAUACUUCGGAAACCUUCGACAGAGAUCGGAAAAGUUUCGAAGUUUCUUGGGAAGGAGCUUUCCGCGAAGGAUAUUGAUAACAUUGCCUUGGCAACUAGUUUCAAAACCAUGAAAUCGAAUCCAAUGACGAAUGCGGAAAGCUGUCCGGAUGAGGUAGACUGCACUAUUUCGCCGUUUAUGAGGAAGGGGACAGUUGGUGACUGGAAGAACCAUUUCUCUGUGGACCAGAGCAGGCGAAUGGAUGAGAUAAUAAAGAGGAAAUUGGGAGGGGUGGAAAUAAACUACCAAUACGAACUGUGAUAAUGUGGAGGAUAUCUUCUUCAUUUUUUUGGACCAACACUAGGGGCAUUUUGAUAUAACCGCUCAAAACUGUCCAUUUAUUUAUUAUUUAUUAUUUAUUUCUAUUGCUGAAAGGGAAGCGCAAAGUCACCACCCGACGAUCUCACAACCCCUCAUCCCUUAGGGUGGUCUUUGUUGUUUAAUCUUAGUUUUCGCGGACGUUUAUGGACAUUUUUUUCAGGUUGAUUGACUACCGGGGGAGGUGAUAGCAUUUUAUUACUAUUCAAUAGUACCAUCCUCCCACAGCAGACCUUUGAACCGUUUCAUAACUCUUUCACUUGACCUCAUAUACACGAGCAUGUGAAGGUCAGAAUUAAGUCAUUCCCCGGCAAUGAGCGAUCAUCGGGCCUACAUGUACACACCUCAACCUAAGAUGAUGUCAGUCACACAAUUACACAGUUACACCUCUGAAAGUUAUGCUAGUUUGCGGCUUGCUGAAACAGAGGUGAUGAAAGUGGAUUUAGGCCACCUUCAUGUAGCUGCUGAUACGGAAUUAUCUAAUCAGAAUAGGUUGCUGGGUCCGCUCUGUUCAAACAGCAUUGUUUAGUCAAUGACAUUAAAAUUACAUAUAAUCAAGAGUUAAUAAAGUCUUGGCGAACUUUUGAUAUAAAUGUUUAGUUUAGUGUUGCAAAUUUUAAUGUCAACGGGUUAUUACCGAUUGAAAAAACACCCGAUUUGUAUUGAAACGUCCUGCAUACCAAAAGAAUAUGAUCAAGAGUCCCAACUUUCGGAAAAUAUAGCUUUGGUCGUUUGUACACAGUGCUCGUGCGCAAUCGGAAUGAUCUACCGAUCAGAGGAGAUAAAAAACAGAGAAGUGAUCGGUUGAUCGUUCCGAUUCGCUCACAAGCCUUUAUUAUGCUUAAAUGUAGGUCAACAGAUCUUGAGAAGGUAUAUUCAAUCUAAUUUUUCUUUUUCAAUGCCUAAGGGUUUCUAUCGAUUGAUUCUUUUCUCAAUACAAGG
This is a messenger RNA of Lineus longissimus, 2049 nucleotides long. Its product is annotated as sulfotransferase 1C2-like. Gene Ontology annotation, molecular function: sulfotransferase activity. Gene Ontology annotation, cellular component: cytoplasm. Lineage: Eukaryota; Metazoa; Nemertea; Pilidiophora; Heteronemertea; Lineidae. The transcript is spliced from 3 exons. Bases 142 to 1050 code for a protein of 302 amino acids. The record is from RefSeq and is a predicted model, not a curated record. Gene Ontology annotation, biological process: sulfation.